AUGGUCAGUUUGGGUUCUACUUUAAGAAAGAGGGAAUUGAGUUCUUCGGAAGAACUGAAGCUUAUGGGUGGUAUCUUUGAAUUUGGUUUGAUGGUAAGCAAAUGUUUUGCUGACUUGAUGGCGAGGUUGACACUCGGAUUGUUUUUCGGGCUAGAGAGCUAG
This is a messenger RNA of Sclerotinia sclerotiorum 1980 UF-70, 162 nucleotides long. RefSeq lists its product with no specific name. NCBI's taxonomy places the organism in Eukaryota, Fungi, Ascomycota, Leotiomycetes, Helotiales, Sclerotiniaceae. The record is from RefSeq and is a predicted model, not a curated record. Bases 1 to 162 code for a protein of 53 amino acids. The transcript is spliced from 2 exons.